GCGCAUGCUCGCGCCCGGGUCACGGGUCAGCGCGUUUGACUGGCUGCUGGCUUCCUCCGCUCGCGGUAAAUGGCGCCAGUGGCGGGAAAGUUGAGUGUGUGGUUCGCCCAGCCUCCGGGGCGAUGUGUAGUGACUUCCGCAGGGCCGAGUCCGGGACAGAGCUCCUUGCCCGACUUGAAGGUAGAAGUUCCUUGAAAGAAAUAGAACCAUAUCUGUUUGCUGAUGAAGAUUCAUCUGUACAUGGUGAUAUUCUUGAAUUUCAUGGUCCAGAGGGAACAGGAAAAACAGAAAUGCUUUAUCAUUUAACAGCACGAUGUAUACUCCCAAAAUCGGAAGGGGGACUGGAAGUAGAAGUCUUAUUUAUUGACACAGAUUAUCACUUUGAUAUGCUUCGGCUGGUUACAAUUCUCGAACAUAGACUGUCCCAGAGUUCUGAAGAAAUGGUAAAAUGCUGCCUCGGAAGGUUGCUUCUGGUGAACUGCAGUAGUAACACCCAGCUGCUCCUCACGCUGUACUCACUAGAAACCGUGGUUUGUAGCCACCCUUCCCUCUGCCUUUUGAUCUUGGAUAGCCUGUCUGCUUUUUACUGGAUAGACCGCGUCAAUGGAGGAGAAAGUGUUAACCUACAGGAGUAUACCCUGAAGAAAUGUGCUCAGUUCUUAGAGAAGCUCGUAAAUGAGUAUCGCUUGGUUCUUUUUGCAACAACACAAAGUAUAAUGCAGAAAACCACAAACUGGACAGAAGGGCCUUCUUCUGCCUUGAACCAUCCGAGUGAGGCAGAUGCGGACUACAGACCCUAUCUCUGUAAGGCAUGGCAACAAGUAGUAAGGCAUAGAAUAUUUUUCUCCAAACAAGAGGAUUUUAAAACCAGCAACCAGUUUUCUUUGGUUUCACGUCAUUUAAAAAGUAACAGUUUAAAAAAGCAUAUUUUUAUUAUUGGAGAAAGUGGCAUUGAGUUUUGUUGAUAUGUAUCAUAAAAUAGUGUUUUUCAGGAUAUUAUGCAAAAUUUAAAAAGUCCUUAAUGGGCUAAAAUGAUUCGAUUAUAAAGCUUUAAACUCUGGGAGAAUUAAUAUAAAUGUUUCUACACAGAAUGGAAUUUUUUUUUUUUUUCCAGAAUGGAUUUCUUAAACUAGUACAGUAGAACUUUAUUCUCUUCUUCGGUUGUUGAAGAUAAAUCAAACUGGUGGUAAUAAACUGUAUAUUAAGCUUGUUUUAAAACUAAAUAAUCUACACAUGGCAGCCUAAAUAAAAUGAACUUUUUUAUAACUUUGUGUCACAUUUCUGGAAUUUAGUUAAGUACUUAAUUGUUCAGGAAAGUUUAAAUGCGUUUCCGAUUUCUCAUAUGUAACUCCUUUAGGAAGCUGUGACUUUGGAAAAUGUUCUGUAGAGCUGUUAUUUCUGCAGAGGGGAUGAAAACAAGGAGCCUGCCCAUCUGCCUUUCACACCAAAGACUGGAAAGUCAGAGCAUUCUGAUCUGAGUUAGAAUGAGUCCAAGAUGGAGUUGCAUUCUGGUUGGGUCUCUAUCAUUUUUUUUAACACAGGGAAGUAAUAUACCCAUUCAAGGAAUUCUGUGAAGAUUGUUUGGAAAUUUUCAUCUCCUCAUUAAGUGAUAGACACAUGCUAAAACUGUAUUAAAACUGUAUGUUACUAGUAUGUUCUUAGCCAUUUAGAAUAGUCCAGCCAUACCAUGAAAUGAAUCAAAUUAUUUCCAGCUGAGAGCUGGACAAGGCUCUGUGUACUUUGGCCAAGGGGUGGCCAGAGUGGGGAGCGUGCACCUCGAGAGGUACACAAGGUAAUGUAUUGUGGAGAGGAAGAAAAUCUCAGAACUUCUAUUUAUACAUUUUAAUCUAAGAAAAGAUGAAAUUGCAUCAAUAUUUGAUAUUCAGUUGACUCUGAUGCACUCAUUGAUCUGUGUGUCGGGUGGUCAUCUGUCACAUUCAUAUCUGAAGUAUCCUGUGGGGAAAGUGGAAAGAAUUGACUGAUGUUUUCGUGGGUAUGUUCAUUUAUAUGUUACCAAUUUAGUUAAAACUAACUGUAAAUUAACCUACCUAACAAAGAUUCUUUUUAAGGGCUUAGAAAGGAUCCUGCAAAGAAAUUAAGAUUGACGUUAAUAUUCUUCAUGAUGCAGGGACAGCAGAGGUGGCGGAUGCUGUCUGUGCCCUGCUCACGGACCCUGUGCCACCUCUAGCUUACCUGCAGUUUCCAAAACCCACUUCUGGAGGUGUCUGCUGGCUGCCAGAGCCUGCUGGGCUGCAUGUGGGCCAGGCCGGGCAGUCCUUGACCAGUGAAGGGCAGGAUUUGGUGUGUAAACACUCCAGCUUCCUUACCCCUCAGCUGAGAGGACACUGAGGUUCUCUCAGGAGUGGCCCCAGUAGGAUUGGUUCCCAUUGCUUACAGCAGCAGUCCAUUUAUUAACACACUGCAUACUGUCUUCUGUCCUUCCGUCUCACUUCACCCUCAUGGGGCCUCCUGGGAUUGUCACCCUAAUGAAGGACAAGUCCUAGGGUAGGAGCUACUUCUGUUGUGGAUCCAGGGGGAACCAGACUGUCCGUAGACAAUAAGAAGUGGUCAGACAAACAGCCCUCCUAGGCCCAGUGUUUGCUUUACGGCCAUAUCGUGAAAUUUAAAACAAUGGUGGUCCCAAGGGCAAUCAAGUCAAGUUACGCAGGAUCACAUUUCUGUCAUUCACACUCUCACACCCAUAUGCCCUCAACUAAUUUAUUUUGCCAGUAAUAAACUUUAAAAUACUUAAGAAUAUGACCUAUUUUAUCCCCAGCCCAUCCUUUUUCGCUUUGUAUUUUUGUGGUUUUUAUUACAUGUUACGUGUAAGUAAUUUAUAAAUAUUUGUAUGUUGGAGGAAUAUGCUGGUUUCCCCCUGGAUAAGUGUGUGAUCAGUAAGAUUGAGAAUCUCUUGAAGUGCCUGGGUGGCUCGGUCGGUUGAGCGUCUGCCUUGGGCUCAGGUUGUUAUCCUGGGGUUCUGGGAUUCCCGCCCCCCCCACCGCCCAAGGCUCCCUGCUCAGUGGGAGUGUGUGUGUGCGUGCACACACGCUUAAAUAAAUAAAAUCUUAAAAAAUAAGAUAAAUCUCUUGGUCUGCUCUAAGUUCCAUCUCUUUUUAGCUGUUUGGAAAAGAUAAGAAAUUCCAUUAUCUUCCCUGGUCUAGCUCUGGGUAUAUGCGUCAACACGCAUGUAUGAAAAACUAAGCAACUCUUAGCAGAAUUCUAUCCUUGUUUCCAUUUCUCAUCUAUAUAAAUGAAAUAUUAACUUAAUGGACUUGUUCACAGAUUUAUAACUUAUUCUUAGGGAACAUGAUUAAAAAAUAAUGAACUUUUAUAUUAACUUAAAUUUUCAAUUAUAUAUUAAUGUGUCAGACCAAAGACUUAGUUAUCUUAAAAAGAUUUGUUAUCUGACGUGUUGGAAGGAAUUAAGAAUCCUGGUUAAUAAAAAAUUCUUUUAAACUAAAACUUAUACCAAUGGGAUUUCUUGAACACUACAGAAAAUUUAAUACUUAUAAAAAGAAUGAGACUUACAGGGAAAGAGAAAUGGUACAUCCUAAGUUAUACAGAUAACAGAUACAGGGGUGCUGGUUAGAACCAGAAUAAUGGAGUGAGGGCUUGCAAAUCUUCAGAGUGUUCCAUUUACCUGUAAAAAGGGGGUGAACUUCUUGGAAUCAUUGUGAGAAUCUAGUGAAAGAAAAUUGCACAUGAAAGGUAUUCCAGACAUUCAUCUGAUAAAUGCAAUACAAAACUAAGAUAGUGCUUACCUUAUUGCUUCCUUUGUAUAUAGUUUUCAGCCUUCAACUAUCAAAUGUGGUAUUAUUAAUACCAUUCCAGGAAAUUUUGAUGCAGACACUCUGCUUUAUGGAUUAUCUAAGAAUGAGGGUAAAAGACCGACAUUUUCAGAUGAACAAAAACAGAAUUUUCCACCAAAAUUGCCUCACUAAAGGAACUUCUAAAAGAUAAACUUCAAGAAGGAGGAAUAUUAUCACAGAAGGUCUGAGAUGUAAGAAGUAAUAGUGAGUAAAGGAAAUAGUAAGCACUUGAGGGGUGCCUGGGUGGCUCAGGUGUUAAGCAUCUGCCUUUGGCUCAGGUCAUGAUCUCAGGGUCCUGGGAUCGAGCCCCGCAUCAGGCUCCCUGCUCAGCGGGAAGCCUGCUUCUCCCUCUCCCACUCCCCCUGCUUCUGUUCCCUCUCUUGCUGUGUCUCUCUUUGUCAAAUAAAUAAAUAAAAUCUUAAAAAAAAAACAAAACUCAAAGGACAUCGGAGAAAACAGUAGAAAUUAAUGAAAUAGAAAACAAAACAGGAACAACAAAGUCAAAUGAGCAAGAGCUCAGUUUUUAGGAAUGAAUAAGAACAUAAUUGAAUAGAGCAGAGAUUUUUUUUUUUAGCAUAUUAACAACUUUAUAUCAAUAAAUUUGAAAACAGACAAUGGACACCUCUUAUCAAAACACUCAAAAAAAAAAAAAGAAACUGAAAAAUACAUAAUCAUUGUUGAACUAAUACUUUGAACUCUCCCAGUCAGAGUUACUUCCAGUACUAGCAGAACAUGUAAAACAAACCAAACAAAAACAACUGGAUAAAACACACAUUUAUAUUUAAGGUAUCAAAGAGCUAACCAGUUAGGAAUUACCAGAUGAAGGUUCAGAAGAGGAAGGACAUCCCGAUGUCAGUUGAAGGGUCUGAGAGCGCACUGUACUUUGUUGGUGUCACUUUGCCGGGGAGCCUUAGUAAACCACUCCCCUCACUAGGAACCCUGCUUGGUGGAGUCCUAGGAUUAAGGGUGAAAUUGAAGCAGAUCAGCCUUGCACAGGCCACAUCUUGGCCUCUCAUCAUCUGGGUGGUUUGAAAAAUCACAAGCCUUGAAAAUUUCUCAAAAUCUGUUUUAAAAACGAACUAGGGCGUAUAGAAGAAACAAGAAUGGCACAGUGUUGGUAACUUAAGUCUGGGUGGAGGGUGGGUUAAAGUGGUCUCAGAUUUUUAGUGCCCCCAUAUCCCAACCAAAACAAAAGUUCUCUGAGGAGGAUGAUAAUAUCAUCUGAGCCUUCAAAUUAUUUCUAAAAGUGCAUUCUCAAAUGCACUAUCCAAAACAGGCACACAUACACAACUCCUACAGACCUAGAGUACUUAGGAAGAACAACAUGGGGUGUGGGAGUGGGGGCCAGUGGAGUUAGUGUUCAGACUCUGGGUGCAUGUAUACCAAUAAUUAUAUUUAAAUGGACUAAGUUCUCUGGUUUAACAUACAUUUUCAGACUGGAUUUUAAAAUGCAUAUUUGCUAUUUUAAAGAGACCUCUAGACAUAAGAAUACAAGAAACGAUAUUAAGGGAAUGGAAAAAAGAUCCUCAAACAUGAGUGAAGGGAAGACUGAUCUAUGUAUAUUAAUAUCCAAAGAUAUUAAGCUGGAAAGUAUCUUUACUAGAGGUAAAGAUUAGUAACAAAAUUGAUAAAUCUUUUAGUUCACCAGGAUAAUAUGAAGUUUACAGAAGUGUAAAGGAGUCCAUUCAGAAUCAUGGGUAGAUUUUAACACCCUAGUGUUUGAUACAAGGAGCAAAAGCAGUAAGCAUACUGAAGACUGAACACAGUCAACACAUGUCGUACCACCCACCAAGUGCAGAACACAUUAUUUUCUAGCGUGAUUAUAACAUUUUUUAGUGACCUUAUACUGGGCCAUAAAUCUGUCAACAGAGUUCACAGGAUUGAAAUCACAGAGUAAGUUCUCCAUUGACAAUAUUUAGGGGGAAAUUUACAGCCUUAAAUCCUUAUAUUAGAUCAGAAGAAAGUCUAAAAAAUGAGCUAAAUAAGCAUUUACUUGAAAAUGAAUAGCAAAUUAAAUCCCCUUCCCUGUGUAGAAGAAAUGUAAUAAUAAAAGCAGGAAUUAAUAAAAGGGGAAAUGUAAUAAAGGAUCAACAAAGGCAAUGGUUAUUUCUUUGAAAUGGCUAAUCAAAUUGGUAACCCCCUGGCUAGGCACAAAUAACCAAUAUCAGAAAUGAAAAAGGGGACACCUCUGCAGAUUCUACUGACCUUCAAAAAAUAAGUUAUUAGUAAUUAUUUCGUGUUCAAGAUUUUUGAUAAGGGGUAAAAUGGGCAAACUAAUAGAAAAAUAACAGCUUAUUAAAGCCUGCACAGGAGACAUUUUAAAAGCCUGAAUAGUCUUUAACUAUUAAAGAAAUUGGACCGGAAAUAAAAGACCCCUAAGGAAACUCCAGGCUUUGAUGGUUUCUCCAAUGAGUUAUCAAGCAUUUGAAGGGAGAAUGGUGUCAAUUUUAUGUGAACUCUUUGAGAGAAUAGAAAAAAGAGGGUCAGGGUCAGAUUCCAAUUCAUUUAAUUAGGGUAUCAACACUUUGAUGCCAAAACUGGACAAGACAUAUGAGGGGGAGAUUACAUAUAUGAAGGACAUAUAUGCAAAAAUACUGAACACAAUCAACAAACAAUUCAAUGAAAUAGAAAUUGGAUACUACGUCAUGACCAAGUUGGAUUUAUCCCAGAAACAGAUUGGUUUAGCAUUUGAAAAUCAAUCAGUAUAAUUUACCACAUAAACUGGAUUAAAGGGAAAAACAAGAUCUCAGACCAUGUAGAAAAGUAUUUUAUAGGAUUCAGUAUCUUCAUGGUAAUAUAUCAGUGUAAAUUUCACAGAUUAAAAGUAAAAAACAGUGUGAUUAUUUCAGACACAAAAAAGCUUUUAAUAGGGCGCCUGGGUGGCUCAGUCGUUAAGCGUCUGCCUUAGGCUCAGGUCAUGAUCCCAGGGUCCUGGGAUCGAGUCCCACAUCGGGCUCCCUGCACCACGGGAGGCCUGCUUCUCCCUCUCCCACUCCCCCUGCUUGUGUUCCUGCUCUCGCUGUGUCUCUGUCAAGUAAAUAAAAUCUUAAAAAAAAAAAAAGCUUUUAAUAAAAUACAACAUCUUUUCAUGAUAUUCUUACCAUAGAAUAGAAGAUAAUUUCCUUGAGCAGAUAAAAGGUCUCUACAAAAAUCCCAUAGUAAACAUUAUUAAAUAGUGAAAUAGCAGGAUUCCCUUUAAAAUCAACAGAACAAGAACGCCUGCGAUCGCUCGUACUCAACGUUGCUCUGAAAGUGUCAGCACAGCAAGGCAAGGAGAAGGAAUAAAAGGCGUAAGGAAGAGACAAAACUCAUAAUUGUAUGAUUGUGUAAUGUGGAAACCUAAAAUUGUCUAUAAACCUAUUAGAAUUAAUAGUUUAGCAAAUUUGCUAGUUAAAAGAUUAACUUUUUCUGGGCAGCUGGAUGGCUCAUUUGGUUGAGUAUCAAACUCUUGGUUUCACUUCAGGUCAUGAUCUCAGGGUUGUGAGAUUGGGCCCCAUGUCAGGCUCAACGCUGGGCAAGGAGCCUGCUCAGGAUUCUCUUUCUCCCUCUCUUCCUACCCGGCGCCCCCCCCAGCACUCUCUCUCUCUCUCUCUCUCAAAAAAAAAAAAAAAAGAUUAAUUUUUUUCUAAAUACUAGCAGAAUUAGAAGAAUAGUUUAAAAAUUUACAAUUUCAGUCAUAACUAGAAAUAGGAGAUCCCUAGAAAUCUCAAAAAUUCACAAGACCCUGAGAAAAUUAUAAUGCUAUAUUUAAAGAAGCUUUAAAGAAAACCUAAAUAAGUGGCGAGAGAUACCAGCUUCAUACAUACACUCUGUAUUUUCGAGCUAUCAGUUCUGCAGUGGAUAAACCCAUCCAGUGUUAUUCCUGUCAAAAUCCCAACAAAGUAGUUUUCUUUGUCUUCGUUUUGGAACUUGGCAAUCUGAUUCUUGAAUCGAAUAGAGCAAGGCAUCAAAAAUAGUCAAGACCCUUGUAUCAGUUCAGGUCUUAAGGAGACAGAGGCUAAAAUGUGGUUAGAAGUAUAAAAUGUGAAAGAAAGGGAAGAGGAGGAUUUGGCGGGGAAAGCCUUCAGGCUGAGAUGCAGGUGUGACACUGGUGGGCAGAGGGGAGAAGGAAGGAGAAUUGGCAGCAGGAACUUCAGCCUGGUAGCAGAGCUCUGAGAAAGUCUUGGCCUGAUCAACAGGGAGCCCCAGUACAGAGAUGGUAGGGGAGUCCAUCGUCGGGCAGAAAUGGCCAGGCCUUGGCGAGUUGCCUGGGAAGAGCAUUACCUCAGCUCAAAUGCUGCAGCAGAUCCAGAAGGUGCUUUAGCUGGAGGCUGUCAACUCCACCAGUGAGUGGUGGCAUAUCCCCUCUCAAAGGGAGGUCUGAACACUGCCCUUCCAAGGCUGCUCUGUGUUCCAAACUAAGACUGAGGUAGGGAGACUUAUCCUAUUAUAUGGAAAGAUGUUCUAUAGCUAAAGUAAUUGAAGUAAUGUUAUUGGUACAGAGAUAAACAAGUAGACCAGAAAGAGCUCCAGAACAAACCCACCCAGGAAUGGAGCUUGAUACAUGUCAAAAGGAGCAAAUCAUUGUGGAAAAGAUGGACUAUUCAAAUUGUAGCAUGAAUAGAUGAUACAUAUGGAAAAAACCUGGAUCCUUAUAUAAUAUUAAAAGAAUCCAUUUCAGUGAUUAAAGACAUAAAUGUAAAGGCAAAAGAUUAAAAACCACAGGGGAAUAUGAGAAUAUAUUUGUGAUAUUAUAGGGAAGUACUUCAAACAGACAAAAAAAUAACUAAUGCAAAAACAUAAAUUUGAGGGGCGCCUAGGUGGCUCGGUCAUUAGGCAUCUGCCUUCAGCUCAGGUCACGAUCCCAGGGUCCUGGGAUCGAGCCCCGCAUCGUGCUCCCUGCUCCGCGGGAAGCCUGCUUCUCCCUCUCCCACUCCCCCUGCUUGUGUUCCCUCUUUCGCCGUCUCUCUCUGUCAAAAAAUAAAUAAAAUCUUAAAAAUAAAUAAAUUUGACAUUAAAACUUUUUAUGCAUCGAAAGAAAAAGUAACAAGCUACAAACAAAGUAUAUUUGCAAUCCAUGUGAACGUGCUCGGUAUCCAAAACAAAUUGCAUAUAUGCAUCAUAUGAAUAUACACAUAUACGUUGUAUAUAUUUUUCUAUUCAUUAACUUUCCUAAUUUGUUUUAUAUGUGUAUGAUACUCUAUGAAUAUAUGGUAUACACACAAUAAGGAAAAUUUAAUGAAAAGAAAAAUGGGCAAAACUGAUUUGAGGGCAUUUCACAGAAGAAAUGGGAAUGAUCAAAAAACAUAAAAUGAGGUUCAGUCUCAUUGUUCAUUUGGAAUACAAACGAAGAUCUCAGUCAGAUGUCAUUUCUUCCGUAGUUGGAGGACAGAAACUUAAAAGGCUGACGGUAGCAAGCAGUGAAGAUGUGCAACAGACUUAAGUGCUGAUGGCAAUGUGAGCCCGUGAUGGUGCUGCACUUGGGAAACUAAUUUGCCAUUAUUUCAUCAAGCUAAACACCUACACCCUUUACUCUGGUAUAUGUCCUGGAGAAGUUCGUGUUUAUAUGCAUCAGGAAAGAUGUAUAAAUACUUAGCAUUGUUUUUAACAGCAAAAGCCAGAAUCCACUAAAACAUCCAUUCACCAUAGUAUGGAUAAACAGAUGAUAGUUUAUUCAUACCACGAAGCACUCAGCAGUGUUAAAAUUGAAUGCACUACUGCAAGUACAUAAACAUUAGAUAAAUAUGUUUUUUAAAGAUUUAUUUAUUUUGGUCACCCACACACGUGAGUGCAAGAGGGGCCAAGGGAGAGAGUGUUUAAGCAAACUCCCCGCUGAACACUGAGCCUAACACAGGGCUUGAUCCCAAGACCAUGAGAUCACAACCUGAGCCAAAACCAAGAGUCGGCCACUCAACGGACUGAGCCACUCAGGCGCCCCUGGAUAAAUUUUUAAGCAUAAUGUUAAAUUUUCUUAAAAUAUUGCCAAAGAACAUAUUCAGUAUAAUACCUGUUUUUUUGAUAGCUUUAUUGAAAUAUAAUUUGCACUUUGGUGGUUUUUAGUAUAUCCAGAGUUGUGCAACUGUUUAAUUUUAGAAAAUUUUCAUCACUCCCCCCAGAAAAACCCAUACCCUCUCUCCUCAGCCCCUAGCAACCACUAAUCUACUUUCUGUCUCCAUGCAUUUCCCUAUUCUGGGCCUCUCAUAUAAAUAGAAUCACACAAUAUGUGGUCUUUUGUGGGCUUCUUUCACAAAGCAUCAUGUUUUCAAGAUUCAACCAUGUUGCAACAUGAGUCAGUACUCUGUUACUUUGUAUUGCCUUAUAGUAUUCCGUUUUGAGAAUAUGCCACUUUAAAAAUCCAUUCAUCAGUACGGACAUUUGGGUUGCCUCCAGUUUGGGGCUGUUAUGAAUGAUGCUGCUGUGAACACUCAUAAGUUUUAAUGUGCACAUUCUUUUUAAAAUAAGGUUCAAAGACAAGCAAAACUAAACAGUAUAUGCUAAGAUUAGAAAGAAAAGGAAGCAGCAGAAUGAGAUUUGUCGAUGUUCUAUCCAGUUCAUUAAGGUUCAUUUUUAAUAAGCCUCAGGUCAUUAUCGUACAUUACAGUAAUCAUAACAUACACACAAAGGCGCAGCUGGAAAGGGUGCUCUGGCCUCCACAUUUUGAAAAGUUUGGUGAUUGUGGGAGGGUCGCUGGCCUCUAAAAUCUGCAAGUAGGUUUUGAUUCUUAGGGAUACCUGGGUUCUCAUUUCGCACAUGAAUUCUUCUACUGUACUCCCACUUUCCAAACAUGCCCAUUCUUGAGCAGUUUUUGAGUUCUGAUGGGAAAAUCAGCAUGUCUGUGGGUUGCCUGCUGAGGCUUCCAUGUCCUCUGUUUAUUGGGUCCACAGGCCUCCCCCAGUCACCAGCCUUCUAGCUUCAGGGAUCGGAGAUCGUGUUCCUGUUGUCUUUCCUCCUUGCUUUAUCUUUCCGGGUUUUGACUGCACCCCCUUUUCUGACAGUUCAGCCAGAUUUCAGGAGGAAUUAAGAGGUGAAUAGAUAGGUUCAACGGCUGUGAUUAUCCAGAAAUUUUAGAAUUUAAACUGAGUCGAGGUUUCCUAUUUGUAGCUAAGAGCAUCUUGAUCUGACAUGUUAUCAAUAGUAUUUUCCCAUAGAAAUAUUCUACAGUAUGAGAUGUAAAGGCUACAUGGCAUUCCCUUUUGCAGAUGUUUACUAAUCAUUUUGAAUUGGGGGUUUCCAAUGUGCCAGUUAUUUAUUUAUUUUUAAGUAGGCUCUACACCCAGCAAGGAGCCCAACAUGGUGCUUGAACUCACAACCCUGAGAGCAAGACCUGAGCUGAGUGCAAGAGUCAGAUGCUCAACCAGCUGAGCCACCUAGACACCUUCCAAUUAUUUUUUUAAAACAGAACAUGGAAAUACAUUUGCUGCAAUGUUUUCAUGUUAUCAAAUGUCUCAAGAAGGUUUAUACCAGUUUAUACUCCUGCCUUCGGUGGAGGAGGAUCUUGGCAUCUCACACCGUAACAACAGGUAUACGUAUUUACAUUUUAUAUGUUAUUUUCUAAUUAUAUUCAUCUGAACAAGAAAUCAGUCAUAAUCCCAUCAUCCAAUGAUCUCUGUUAUUAAUAUUCUGGACUAUUCUGGACCGGUCUUUAUGAUGUAUUCACAUUGUUUUUGAGAUAGUGUUUUGGCUUUUGUUUUUGCUUUGUUCGUUUUGUUUUUUUUUUUUCUUUUCUUUGCUGUACAUACAUACUUGUUAACAGCAUGCUGUGGACACCUUUCCACAUUGGUACAUACUGAUCUAAUCAUUUCCAAAGCUCUGUGUAUCAUUGUUUGCUUAACCCACUCCUAGUGAUGGACAUCUAGAUUGUUUAUAUAUUUUUCUAAAUCCUUAUACAUACAGCUUUGUAGGGGUCCAAUUCUUUCCUUUAGGUAAAUAAAGAGAUAUUGCUAGGUUAAAGGAUGUUUACUUUUUUGAGUUCUCAGUAUAUUAAUAUGUCCUGCUGAAGGUUGUGGGAAACAGUAGAGCUGAUCAUAAAGGUGAGGCUUUGGCAGUAUCAUUUGAUCUCCUGCAUUAUUCGGUUCCUGGACUUCUAACUUGUGCGAGCUAAUGAAUUUACAUUUUGCCUAGUACGGCAAGAUUAUUAAUCUGUAAUUUCAAACUCUUGCUAAGCUAAAGAGGAAGGCACUUGACCUACCUAUGUUAGUAUUUAAGUAACACAAAGUUCAGAUUUCAGCUGUGAUGGGGAUAGCAAAAUGCUGUGCUUCCUGUGAGUGCUAACAAAUCACUCAAAAUUUAGGAAGUUUGCACGUAUUUUAUAUAGAUACGUCUAAAUUGAGAAUAUGGGUUAAUAUUUAGAGUAGCCGUAGCCUGAUAUAUUACAUUGCAUCUGAAGUCUUGAAUUGACAUGAAUUAACCUAUACAUCUUUAAAUAUUUGCAAAAUUAUAUUUGAUAUGAGCCUGUAAUAAAUGACCAUAUUACAAUUCAGAAGCUGGAAAGUGUAGUGAGAGUUGCCAUGGGAACCUUAAUGUGAUAGUCCCUUGCUUCCAUUUAAAUUUCAUUUUUAAUAUUACAUUAACAUUUUUGCAUUUAAUGGAUAGAUAUUUGAAUUAAUAUUGAAGUGCUUGCUAAUAUAAAUAAAAUAUAAGAAAUGAAAAUGUGAUUUUUCUUCCAAUGAACAAAUGAACGUAUAACCCAAGAUCUUGUAGAAAUAACAGCACUUGAGUUUUAAAUUAUUGGAUUCCAUUAAUUUAUUUUGAAGUUUCUUAAAGGAUCUCUUUUAAAAGAUUAAGAAAUAUUUAUGGAUAGUCACAUAAUUCAUGUCUUUACAUCUCAAAUACAGCCCAGAAUUUCCUGAAGUCUGUUUGGGGAGUUUUCUUCACUGUGACUUAGUUUAUUCUUUUGUUUUUUUCUGACCAGUUGACCUCUGAGGUCUCUCCGACCUCUAAGUCCAUCUUAGUGUACUAAUUAUUUAUAGGGUGAUAGGCUUCAUCUCACUUAAAAUUCUAACUACAUUACCAAAUACAGAUUUGUCUGUUCAAGUUCAUUGUAUGAAAAUCUAACUGAUGCCAGAGAUACAGGUAUUCUUUUAUUACAGAGGAUUCUUGACUAUACAAGAAUAUUCAUACAUAGGAUUACAUGUGAAUAGUGCGUUUGAAAUAGAAGUAACUGGGGGCGCCUGGGUGGCUCAGUCGUUAAGCUUCUGCCUUCGGCUCAGAUCAUGAUCCCGGGGUCCUGGGAUCGAGCCCCGCAUCGGGCUCCCUGCUCUGCGGGAGCCUGAUUCUCCCUCUGCCUCUCCCUCUCCCUCUGCCUCUGCUGCUCCCCCUGCUUGUGCUCUGUCUCUCUCUCUCUC
Messenger RNA from Mirounga angustirostris (Northern elephant seal), 13132 nucleotides. It is a transcript of the gene XRCC2, whose product is annotated as X-ray repair cross complementing 2. The record is from RefSeq and is a predicted model, not a curated record. Gene Ontology annotation, molecular function: ATP-dependent DNA damage sensor activity; four-way junction DNA binding; ATP binding. NCBI's taxonomy places the organism in Eukaryota, Metazoa, Chordata, Mammalia, Carnivora, Phocidae. The transcript has 3 exons. Gene Ontology annotation, cellular component: Rad51B-Rad51C-Rad51D-XRCC2 complex; centrosome; replication fork. The coding region runs from base 123 to 965 and encodes 280 amino acids. Gene Ontology annotation, biological process: double-strand break repair via homologous recombination; DNA strand invasion.